CACAGUUCGCUCCCGGCGGCCAUUUCCUGUUCGACCGUGCGCGUUUCAGAGAUUUGGUCCAUGAUGGCUGAUGAUCAUGAGAAAGACUUACAGAGAUUUCUUAAAAAUGUGGAUGAAAUCACCAAUUUAAUUCAGGAGAUGAAUUCUAACGAUCCAGUUACGCAACAGAAAGCUGUGCUUGAGACAGAAAAGAAACUGCAGCUGAUGGUGGAAGAGCAAGAAGAGGAUGGAUGCAGGACCACCUUGAAUAAGACCACAAUCAGUCCUCCACAAGCUCCUGAGAAUGCAGAUGAGAUGAACCCAGAUGCCUUCUUGGCAUGUGUGGAAAAAGAUGCACAGGAGCGAGCCAAGAGAAGAAGGGAAAACAGAAUCCUGGCAGACGCCCUGAAGGAAAAGGGGAAUGAAGCCUUUGCCAAGGGUGACUAUGAAACAGCCAUCCUGCAUUACAGCAAGGGUUUGGAGAAACUGAAGGAUAUGCAAGUACUGUACACCAACCGAGCCCAGGCUUAUAUAAAACUUGGGGACUACCAGAAGGCCUUGGUGGAUUGUGACUGGGCUUUGAAGUGUGAUGACAAAUGCACCAAAGCAUAUUUCCACAUGGGGAAAGCCCACCUGGCCCUGAAGAACUACAGUGUGUCUAGAGAGUGUUAUCAGAAGAUCUUAGAAAUAAACCCCAAGCUGCAGUCACAGGUGAAAGAAUACUUAAAUCAAGUAGAUCUUCAGGAAAAAGUGGAUCUUCAGGAGAAGGAAGCCCUUGAAUCUCUGGAUUCAGGAAAGAACACAGCUAUGGCAACUAAAAACCUCCUGGAAACCCUUUCCAAGCCUGGCCAGACACCCUUGUUCUAUGCAGGGGGCAUCGAAAUCCUGACUGAAAUGAUGAAGGAUUGCACUGAGAGAACUUUAUUCAGAACACAUGGUGGAUUCAGCAUCAUCAGUGACAACGAGGUCAUACAAAGGUGCUUUUCCACCACAGGGAAAGAUGCUGCUGAAGAGAUCGUCUGUGUGGCUGUUCUUAAGCUGUGGCAAGCAGUGUGCAGUGAGAAUGAGGAAAACCAGCGUCUACUGGUGACACACACUGACAUUGCCAGGCUGCUGCCCUCCCUCUUGGCCUCCAGAGUCCUGGUUACUCAGCAGCAGAGCCUGGCUCUGCUACUACAGAUUACUCAGACGGAGAACGGAUGGAACCUGGUCAUCAGCCACUUUGACCUAACACGAUUAUUGGAAGCCCUGCUGUCAUUUCUUGAUUUCUCAGAUAAGAAGGCCAACACCGCCAUUGGGCUACUCACAGACUUGGCUCUAGAAGAAAGAUUCCAAGUCUGGUUCCAGGCCAACCUUCCAGGUGUUCUCCCUGCACUCACAGGUGUUCUGAAGAGAGAGCCCAAGAUAACCAGCCCUUCGGCCCUCUGCCAGUGCAUUGCUAUGAUGAGUGACCUCAGUGCUGACCCUGCUGCCCGAGAGCACAUGUUGACCCAUGACGAAUUCGGGGACGCCUGCUUGAGCCUUCUGGUCAGUUGCGAGGAGGACAUGGACCUGUUCAGAGAGGUUGCGUACACCCUCCUAGGACUCAUCAUGAACCUGUCUAUCCAGGCCCCCUUUGUCUCAGAGGUAUGGGCUAUGAAGGUGAGCAGAAAGUGCCUAUCUCUGCUGAGCAGCAAGGAUGGAGGAAUCCUGACAAGAGCUGCUGGUGUGCUAAGCCGGACCCUUUCUUCCUCUCUGAAAAUUGUGGAGGAGUCCCUGAGAGCCGGAAUAGUGAAGAAAAUGAUUAAAUUCUUGAAGACUGGAGGCCAGACUGCAUCACGCUAUGCCAUAAAGACACUGGCUAUCUGCACAAACAGUUGUCACGAGGCUCGGGAAGAAGUAGUAAGACUAGAUAAAAAUCUCAGCAUCUUGAUCAAGCUGCUCACUUCGGAGGACGAGGUUGUGGUGGGCAACGCUGCCCUCUGCCUUGGCAACUGCAUGGAGGUACCCAAUGCCACAUCUUCCCUGCUGAAGACAGACCUUGUGAAAGUGCUCUUGAAGCUGGCAGGUGGUGACUCACAGAAGUCUGCUGUCCAGCUGAAUGCAGGCAUAGCCCUAGGGAAGCUGUGCACAGCUGAUUCCAGGUUUACUGUUCAACUGAGAGAACUUCACGGGCUAGAAAUCCUCAACUCCACAGUGAAAUACAUCAAGUGACUCUUGAGAGAUGUGCUAUCUGUGUGCAGUGUGUGGAUGCACAGCCAUUUGUGAAGGGUCACUGCUGUGCUAAUAAAGCCCUUUUAAAUAUCCA
Jaculus jaculus (lesser Egyptian jerboa) is the source of this 2266-nucleotide messenger RNA. It is a transcript of the gene Ttc12, whose product is annotated as tetratricopeptide repeat domain 12. The transcript has 22 exons. The record is from RefSeq and is a predicted model, not a curated record. Bases 61 to 2172 code for a protein of 703 amino acids. Gene Ontology annotation, molecular function: protein binding. NCBI's taxonomy places the organism in Eukaryota, Metazoa, Chordata, Mammalia, Rodentia, Dipodidae.